GGAUGUCGGAAGAAACACAAGAAAUUAAGCCUUUAUUUAAAAGCAGGAAAACAAAAAAUGCAAGACAAAUUAAAAAACCCAUCACUUCUGGUUCGGAAGAUGAAGAAGACAAUUCAAAUGAGGACUUAUUAACCAAAAUAAACGAAAUGAAAGACAAACAAAAACUUCGACAAAAACCGAACGGGAUAAACGUAAUUGGUCUCGCAUUAGGUAAAAAAAUCACAACCGAAGAAGAAAUUGUGGUAAAAGACCCUCUGAAUUGCAAAAUCGGCGGAAUGCUGAAUAUGCAAAAGCUCAAAAUGGGAGAAUUGAAAACAUUGAACGAUGCAUCCGACAUUGGCACACAAUUUUCUGCGGAAACAAAUAUUCGGGACCAAGACGAGGAAAUGAUGAAGUACAUUGAGGAUCAAUUGAGAAAGAAAAAGGGAGAAAAUAAAAGUGAAGAAGAAAAAAAGGAGAUGAAAAAGUAUCUCACUCCCGAGGAAUCUGCUUUACUCGCGUUACCGGAACAUUUGCGACAAACGAGUGUUCAAAAAUCCGAGGAAAUGUUGUCGAAUCAGAUGUUAAGUGGCAUCCCAGAAGUGGAUUUAGGUAUUGAAGCAAAAAUUAAAAAUAUCGAAGCGACUGAAGAAGCUAAGCAAAAAAUGAUUCAAGACCAGAAAAAGCAAAAGGAGGGACCAUCAUUUGUUCCUGUGAAUAUGGCUACGAAUUUCGCAACGCAUAAUGAUCGAUAUAAUUUAGAUUCCGUCAAGAGAAAAAGGGAAGAACAGAAAGACAAGAACUUUCAAACGAAACGAGAUGCGAAAAAGGCAACGGACGAUUUUUAUUAUGACAAAUUUAGAAGUAAAUUCCGAAAACAUUAAGUAUGUAAUAAAAAAAAAAAAAAAAAGUAAAAAAAAAUAUUUCUUCUGAAGUUUUUUCCUUCUAAACUACUCUACUUUAAAAUUUUGAAUGAAAAUUUUAAUAAAAAAAAUCA
Molecule: messenger RNA, 976 nt
Organism: Culicoides brevitarsis
Lineage: Eukaryota; Metazoa; Arthropoda; Insecta; Diptera; Ceratopogonidae
Product: splicing factor C9orf78
Exons: 3
Coding region: 3-863 (286 amino acids)
Biological process (GO): mRNA splicing, via spliceosome
Cellular component (GO): spliceosomal complex
Source: RefSeq, a predicted model, not a curated record